AUGGCGCGAGGUGUUGCUCUCCUAUUUUUAGUGGCGUGCGUAAAUUGCAUGGAGAUGCGGGAGACAGUGGAGAGAAUGGUCAUGGUGCGAACCACCGGGUCUGACCUUCAACCUGCAGCAACAGGCUACAUUUAUAAAAAAGAUAAUGAUGGCCCUGCCAGUGUUACCAAAAUGGGGGAAAGUGAAGUGAUGGAACAUUUUUCAAAAAUGUACGAGCAACCGAAAUCCUUCGCGGCGCCUAUUCCCGUCGCUGCUGGGCCUUUUUAUGUUAAAGAAAAUGAAGAUAAACACGCAGCUUUAUCCAGUGAGUCCAAAAUUAUACCUGUCGUUGAAAAUCAGGAGGAAAAGGAUGACCAUAUUGACGGAAUCGCUGAUGAGGACUACUCGAAAAUUUUCGGCGAAUACGCUUCCGAUUUCGGGGACUACAAGUCAGACUUCGAUGAAUAUUUGAAAAGCCUGGGGUAUACUGAUGAUGGGAUUAAUCACGAAGAUGCAAAUGGAAAGGAUUACGGCACACAAGGACACCACGAGCAUGGGGACAGCGAAAAGAAAGGGUAUGGGAGUAAACACGCGUACGAAAAAGGGGGUUCCGGGGAUUAUCAGUCUGCAAAAUAUGAAAGUUACGCAGUAUCAGGAGAGGGUGGACACAAAAAGAAGUUUGAUGACGCAGACGAAUCCGGGAAUCACCAUGCCCAGGAACACGGGUAUAAAGGGGGAGACCACGGAUUCAAAUCCGGAGAUAGCAAAGGUAAAGCGGUCGAUGGGUUUUACAAACUCUUCGACAAAGACGAAUACAAGAAAGACCAUGACUUUUACGAUGGAGAUGCGAUCAAAGGUGGCUUCUACAAAUUCGAUGGAGGACACACUCAUCACGGAUCAGGCGCCGGAGGAUUCGACAAGGGAGACGCUCAUGACUCGGGACAUUACGAGAAUGAGUUUGGAAAGAGUGGUUUCCAUGACAAGCAGUCCGGAGAGGAACGCGACGCGGGUCACUCUGGGGAAGAGGGGGGAGAGUCCUCCCAACACUAUCAGGGGGAUUUCGGCUCUCAGGGGGAAGGUGGAAAGCACGGCAGCAGGAGCUACGGCUACGAAAUCAAGCACUGA
This is a messenger RNA of Pectinophora gossypiella (pink bollworm), 1104 nucleotides long. RefSeq lists its product as uncharacterized. The record is from RefSeq and is a predicted model, not a curated record. Bases 1 to 1104 code for a protein of 367 amino acids. The transcript has a single exon. Lineage: Eukaryota; Metazoa; Arthropoda; Insecta; Lepidoptera; Gelechiidae.